This is a messenger RNA of Prorocentrum cordatum, 749 nucleotides long. Lineage: Eukaryota; Dinophyceae; Prorocentrales; Prorocentraceae. The record is from the annotation of a GenBank genome assembly.
AGGUGGCCGUGAUCUUCGAAGUUGAUGUUUCGGUUCGGUAUCCUGGCGCUUCUGGCAGCACAGAAUGCUGGACAGACCCUGAUCAUCAAGUAUUUGCUCGUGGCCCCCUAGGAUGACGGGGAAUGCCAGUCUGCCGAGGUCUUGAUGGUGGUCGUUGAGCUAGGGAAGCUGGUCGUGUCCAUGGUCCUGUUCUUCAUGUUCGAGGCUGACGUCACCUGGAUCCACUUCUUCUCGCCAUCCGCAGUCAGACGAAGCUUCAAGUUGGCGCCGCCGGCGCUGAUGUUCGCUUUGCAGAACCAGAUCCUUUUUGUGGCGGUGCAGAAUCUGGACCCGCCGGUGUUUCAGGCCCUGACUCAGCUGAAGAUUCUCUUCGCUGGAGUUUUCAGUUACGUGCUGCUGAACAAGCGGCUGUCUCAGGUGCAAUGGGUGGCUCUGCUGCUUCUGGCUAGUGGGGCGGCACUCGUGCAGGUAGAGGCAUCGAUGUGCAAGGCCGUGAGCAACAAGAACGAGGACGCCGACCCAUUCAAGGGGCUCGUUGCGGUGAUCACCAUGUCCGUGAUGUCCGGCCUCGCGGGCUGCUACACGGAGAAGAUGCUGAAGACGGAGAAGCUCCCCAUGUGGCUGCAGAGCGCGGAGGUGGCCGGUUUCAGCAUCCUCGUACUCACGUUCAUGUGUAUGUGGUCGCGCGUCAGCAUGAUCAGCUUGGACAUGAACGUCCUGGACAGCAAGCGGUCCGACACCAUCAUGGA